Molecule: messenger RNA, 3620 nt
Organism: Anolis sagrei ordinatus
Lineage: Eukaryota; Metazoa; Chordata; Lepidosauria; Squamata; Anolidae
Product: lysophosphatidic acid receptor 6-like
Biological process (GO): G protein-coupled receptor signaling pathway
Cellular component (GO): membrane
Molecular function (GO): oxysterol binding; G protein-coupled receptor activity
Source: RefSeq, a predicted model, not a curated record
ACUAAUGAAGAAGCAGUCAUCUCUCUGGAAAAUUGACGUGCUGAAGAUGUGGGGAAAUGCCACACACCUUCCAGGAGAGACUUCCCCUUUGAUGGAAACCCCAAACUCUCAUCUUAACAAAUCAACACAACUGCAGUGUGUUGCUGAAGCGGAGUUCCAGCACCUGCUGCUUCCAGUCACUUACAGUCUGGUUUGUGUACUGAGCUUGGGUAUGAACAGUGUUGCCGUAUGGAGCUGCUGGGUCAACCGAGCCCAGGCCCCUCCUGUCAUGAUCUUCAUCUACAAUCUCAUUGUUAUCGACCUACUGUUUGCCCUGUCACUGCCCCUGCAAGCUGUGUAUCACGCUAGACACAAUGACUGGCCCUUCGGCGAGGGCCUGUGUAAGGCCACCAAUGCUCUUUUCUUGGCCAACAUGUUCAGCAGCACCCUUUUCUUGGCCUGCAUCUGCCUCGAGCGUUACAUGGCAGUCAUCCACCCUAUCCACUACCUGCGCCUCCGGUGGCCCUUCUACCGUGUGCUACUCUCCAUGGCAAUCUGGUGUGCGGUAGCAAUUGGGCUGCUGAUCUUCUUUUCCAGAAGCACUGUGACACAUCACUUCUCAAAUGGGAAUACUGCCUGCAUGGAGAAUUUCCCCACUCGUGUAUGGAGCAAUGAACUUGCAGCCAUGGUCUUUGCCUCUUCAGCCUUGGGUUUCUUUGUGCCCUUUGUCACCAUUGUCAUCUGUUCAGUUGUGAUUGCCCGACGCAUCAUAAAUCUCACACAUAAGUCAGUUCAGGCUUCCUCGCUACGGAGGCACGCUCUCCACACUCUCCUGAUGGUGACCGGCCUGCUUACCUUUUGCUUCCUGCCAUUUCACAUCAUCCACAUCCUGCAUACGCUGGGCCGGAUUGGGGUCCUCUCAAACCCAGGACUGCUGCCUUUCACAUGUUCGGCCCAGCGAGCAGUCAUGGCCUUUGCGAGCAUCAACAGUGCUCUUAACCCACUGCUUUACUAUUUCAAUAUGAAAUCUGCCAAUUGGAAACUGCCCUGCUGUGGCACAAUAAGCCAGAACCUCACAGAUUCAGGUGAGACUACUAGCCCGACCAUGGAAGUCCUCAGAAACAUGACCUAGAUACUAUUGUAUAAGGCCGUCUUUGCAGCAACACCUGACUUGUUCAGGAAUGUCAUCAUCAUCUUUGUCUUCUUCCCUACCCCCCUAUUACCAUGAAACUGUAUUAUCCAUGACUUUUGAACAGGAUCUCUACAAUAGCUCCCUGACAUGACAAAAGAAAAAUAAUAUAAUAAUCUUAAUAUCUGGGCAAUUUUGAAACACCCAAAAUCUACUGGUUUUAGAGCAGUAGUUUUCAACCUGCGGGUCCCCAGGUAUUUUGGCUUACAACUCCCAAAAAUCCCAGCCAGUUCACCAGCUGUUAGGAUUUCUGGGAGUUGAAGGCCGGUUGAGAAUCACUGUUUUUGAGGAUCAGAUCAGUGGCUGACCUUAUGGUAAUAUAUAGGUACUCCAGUAAACGCUUCAACUGAACCUAUUGCAUAGGUUAUAAUGUAUUACUUAGGAGCCCCCAGUGGCGCAAUGGGAUAAACCCUUGUGCCGACAGGACUGAAGACUGACAGGUCAGAGGUUCGAUUCUGGGGAGAGUGCAGAUGAGCUUCCUCUGUCAGCUCCAACUCCCCAUGCAGGAACAUGAGAGAAGCCUCCCACAAGGAUGGUAAAACAUCAAAACAUCCCGGCGUCCCCUGGGCAACGUCCUUGCAGACAGUAAAUUCUCUCAUACCAGAGGUGACUUGCAGUUUCUCAAGUUGCUCCUGACACAAUAUAUAUAUAUAUAUAUUAGUUGUCUAUGUGUGCAUGGGAUCAUCCAGUAUACAGGCAGGAAUGUGACCAUAAACUCACAGUGGAGGCUGUAGAGAUUCCUAGGGAGAACAUUUUAAACCAAAUCUGCAAAAGUCAACACCUUGAAUGAGGGGAGGCAACUGUUAACUUUAACCUGGAACAGAACAAACAACUCCGCACCUGUAUGUUUGUCCACAAUGCCCUCCCUCAUGUACAGAGGAAGAAUUGUUUAAAGCUACAGACAAUGCGGUUGCUGUUGCCCGGUUUUGGUCAAAAAAUAUUUAGCCACUUGUGCUCCUUCUAUUUUAUCAGUUUUAUACUUAUGUAUGUAAUGCUUUUGAUACGAAAUUUAAAAAAAACUUGGUUGGUCCAUGGAGAAUUACUGUUACUAGUUAUACUCAGAGGCAAAAUGUCUAUGAUUAGUGGAAAAACUUGGAAGCAGUGGAAACAGGGGCAGUUCUAGAAAGGAGUGCAGUCAGUUAAGGAGUUCAGGCAGUAGAGAGAGAGCGCGCUAUGAUUUGAAAAGCAACCAAGGAAAUAUGGUUGUUGGAGAGUCAAAGACUGAAGAGAAAUUCAGGGUGGGAAUCUAGACUCAAGUCAUGAAAUUGAGGAGAUGAAGUGGGUAUUGGACAUCAUCAUGCUUCAUUAUUGUUCCAUUUUUUUAAAAAAAAAAUGUGGUCAGGCUGAUGCAAGACAUUUUGCUUCUGGAGUACAUGGUCUUUCACUACCCACAUAAGUCAUGUUACAGAGCAACAAAAUGAGCAAAGCCAUUUGCUCAGAUGAAACAGAAAAGCAGGAAAGGUUGCAAACAGCCUGUAGGAACUAGAUCUGAAAAGGAAACAUGGAAGGUACAAUUAUACCAGUCAACCAUGCUCUGGUCAACAGAAAAGUGGCUCUCCUUGCAGCUGAUGCCCAGUAAAACAGGUUGAGGGGAGAGUUACAAUAAUGGCAAUAAUUGUAAUAUUGCCAUGAUUUGCUUUGAACUAAAUGAUCUGAGUGCACACUGCCAUAUAAUCCAGUUCAAUGUGGAUUUUAUACAGCUGUGUGGAAGAGGCCUUAGUCAUGAUUGUGAUACUAUGAAGAGUAGAGUUGCAGUCAUCCUGUGUGAGUGUCUUAUUUGCCUCUAUUUAUACAGGCAUAGCUCAAUUUUUUAAAACUUUUUUUAUGGAGUCCUUUUGCAUACUCAGACCUCCCUUUCUGCCUUGUUCUUUGUUUCACUGGAAGCUCUUUAGCAGCAUUGGGGGCAGAGACAGAGACUUUUGAUAUUGGGUUACAAUAGUGCCUGCAGUAAAGCUUGAAUAAGCCACUACUGAAACUGAUUCUACUCUAAGUAGCCUGCUGCUGUCCAAUAGGCAUGGUAAAGAGCCCCUGCCUCCAGAACCCCUUUAGGCACAUGUGAACAGCAAAACAGAGGGAGAAAGGGAGCUUAAAUAAGUCUGCAUCACCAGAUGUACCCAGCAUAUUAAAAAUCAUAGAUUCUUAAACAUUUGGCCACCAAAACGGAAAUCUUAGAAAAGUGGAGGUUGAGGAAAGAAAGAAAAAAUAACAACUACUGGUAGAUGGGUUUUGGGAGAAACUUUUGUGUGCUCUUUAGAAGAUUCAGACUGUUUUUAUCUACUUCUGCAAGGCUUACCCUAAACUGAUACUUUGAUUUCACAUGGGCUUAUUGUUAGAUUUGGACAAAAGAUUUGCUGAAACAAGUUCAGUUUCUCUUAACUUUUGUGCUGCAGGGACCUAUCCCUAUUCUUCGAAUGUUACUUCUGCCUCUGGCACCAAAUGUUCUGUUAAAGAG